AUGGCCGCCGUUUACAGCCAAGGAGAGUUGCCCAAAAGCUUCCCGUUGAACUCCAUCCGGCACAGCCUCUCCUUGAACAAGUGCUUCAUCAAGGUCCCCCGGGAGAAGGGCGAGCCGGGGAAAGGCGGGUUUUGGAAGCUGGACCCCCAACAUGCUGACCGGCUCAAGAACGGUGCCUUCAAAAAGCGGAGGAUGCCCCCAGUGCAGAUCCCCCCGUCCUUCACCGGAAGAGCCCAGCAAGAAGUACGGUGCGUCACCAACUCGGCCACUUCAACUUGCACCACCGAUAGCAUCCUCUACGUCAACACGGAGUCGCAGCAGCUGCUGAAAGAAUUUGAAAAAGUCACUGGCAACGAGAACCGGAAUCCAGAGGAUGGCAAAGCAGGCCAGAAGCGCAGGCAGCCCUUGCCCAAGCGAACGGCCAAGGCGUCGCGGCUUUCCAGCUCUGCCUUGCUGACCCAGGAAGAGCAGACCGAGCUGGGAUCGCUGAAAGGUGACUUUGACUGGGAGGCCAUCUUAGACACCAACCUGAGUGGGGACCUCUCCAUUUUCGGGGAUCUGGAGUUCACACCUCCACUAAGCCCCGCAACACGCAACCCGGACUUGACGGUACAAGGGCACCACGUCGACUGUCCUCAGGGGCAGGAGCAGGUCCUCACUGAACCCAGCCUGAACAACCUGGACUUUGACGAAACCUUGAUGGCCACGUCUCUCCUGCAGCAUCCCUGGGAUGAAGAGACAGACGAUCUCCUCUCCAACUGCAUCAACAUAGAUCAGUUGUUUGACCUCAAUGAUACCUCUUUGCCAGUGGAUGUGAGCGACUGGAGCAGUCUCACGGCCCUUUGA
Molecule: messenger RNA, 846 nt
Organism: Gavia stellata (red-throated loon)
Lineage: Eukaryota; Metazoa; Chordata; Aves; Gaviiformes; Gaviidae
Product: forkhead box protein J1-like
Exons: 2
Coding region: 1-846 (281 amino acids)
Biological process (GO): regulation of DNA-templated transcription
Molecular function (GO): sequence-specific DNA binding; DNA-binding transcription factor activity
Source: RefSeq, a predicted model, not a curated record